Messenger RNA from Penaeus vannamei (Pacific white shrimp), 1352 nucleotides. RefSeq lists its product as uncharacterized. The record is from RefSeq and is a predicted model, not a curated record. Lineage: Eukaryota; Metazoa; Arthropoda; Malacostraca; Decapoda; Penaeidae.
CAGGGGUUCUGGACAGAUCUCCAAAGAAACGGAAGAAACAAGACCAGAAGAAGUUAGCAGUUAGUCAGAAUGUAGUCAGAGAAGAAUGUGCUUUGGUAGAUGAAGAAAAUACCAAGAAAAAGGAAUAUCUGAGCAGCUCUGCUAAUGGAAGAAUUGAAGAGGUGAAUGUAAACCAGAGAGAAGUGAAAGUUACUGUAAAGAUUGAUCCAUCAGAAGGAGAAACCAAAAGUGAUUGUCAAAAAUCAAUUCCUGAAUCCGUAAGUCUUCCCUCUAGCAUUGAGACUAUGGAAAAAGAUAAGAUUUUUGCCUCAGGAAAAGCUGAUAGUUAUAAUAAUGAUCACUUAGACUCUGGGCUCUUCCCAGAAUCACCUGAAUGUCAGAGAAAUGUCCAGGUUAUGAAACCAGGAAUCUUUUUGAAGCCGUCAAUUGUGACUACAGAAUCUAAUAGAAGUCAGGAGUUGGUAGAACAUAACAGUUUUGAUUUAAGUUGUAAGCAGUUACCAGUGAAGAAGUGUAUUGAAGCUGUAAAUGUUGAAAUUGUCUCUGAUGGGAAACUUGAAAAGCUUGCUUCAAGAGUACAAGAUAAGCCAGACAGUCAAUUAGGAAUAAAAUCAGCCAUCAUACAUGUAAAUAAAUAUCCAUUAAACCAUUUUCAUACAAAUUAUUUACACAAAGAGAGUAUGUAUCAUCAAGACCAUUCGCAUUCUGUGCUUAGUCCACAGUCAAUAAAUAUUGCUAUACUGCCUGGUAAUGAACAUUCAAGAGAUUUAAACAAAUGUACAAGCAGUCUUUCUCCAGUGUCAUCUGCUCCAGAAAUAGCAUCAGAUGUUCUUAUUCUUGAAGGCAAGGAUUCAAGCACUGAUCAUGUUGAGAAAGGCUGGUGGUUGUGGAUCUUUGCUGAUGGCUGGGCAGAUAUCUGGACAUGGCUGGAAAACCUUCUUGAUGAACUCUUCCCACCAGUUCAUGGUAUUCAGGAAGAAACCCCAGAUAACACUAAGGCAAGGUGUUCUCAUGAUCCAAAGAGCAAAAGCUAAUCUGGCACACCCAUUGCUUAUCUUCCUGCUAGUCUUUGUCAGAUGGUGACUUUGCCCAGUCUGUUAAUAUUACUUUUGUGCCUAUAAAAGCUGGAUAUAUAGUAUCUUUACAUAAAGGAGGAAAGCAAUGGAAAUCUGAAAAAAAUGAAUGAAUGGAUUGCCUCAUCAUAGCAGGAUAAGAUGAUAUGUCAAUUUUCAUACAAUAAGUAUUACCCAGGUGUCUUGAAAUUGAUGAAUGUUUGUAAUUUUGCUGCCUGCUUUGUCAUCUCAGAAUGAUGUAUAUGAAUGUAAAUUUUAGAGUAAUAAAUAUGGAAUAUA